This is a messenger RNA of Callorhinchus milii (elephant shark), 531 nucleotides long. It is a transcript of the gene grifin, whose product is annotated as galectin-related inter-fiber protein. Bases 2 to 421 code for a protein of 139 amino acids. Gene Ontology annotation, molecular function: carbohydrate binding. NCBI's taxonomy places the organism in Eukaryota, Metazoa, Chordata, Chondrichthyes, Chimaeriformes, Callorhinchidae. The record is from RefSeq and is a predicted model, not a curated record. The transcript has 4 exons.
GAUGACUUUAAGGUUUGAAGCUGUGUAUCCUGAAGGCCUGUGUCCUGGCUGGAAUGUUACACUCAAGGGUGAACCCACCUCAGAAGCCAACAGAUUUGACAUAAAUUUUCUGUGCGACAAAAGCGAACAGAUUGCAUUCCACUUUAACCCACGCAUCACCGAAUCAGAGUUGGUGUGCAAUUCCAAACUGGCCAACAAAUGGGGCAAGGAGGAGAGGACACCAUUCUGCCCAUUAGAGGCAGAAGAGCCAUUCCAGAUGGAGAUUUCUUCCGAUGAGGAAUAUUUCCACGUCUUUAUCGACGGAAACAAAACAUGUCAGUUUAGACACCGCACCGAUGAGCUCAACUCCAUUACUAAGCUGCAAGUGCUGAAUGACAUCAACAUUUCCUCGGUUGAAAUUGCCAAAAAGGUCUUUAUGUGAGGUCAUCCCGGGGACGAGGAGCCCAGCUGCCCACCGCAGUUAAACCCGGAGAACUGCGGACGUUUGAACAUUGGUACAUCACAAAGCUCGGACCUAACCCGCGACAAUGA